Messenger RNA from Drosophila albomicans, 328 nucleotides. RefSeq lists its product as uncharacterized. Lineage: Eukaryota; Metazoa; Arthropoda; Insecta; Diptera; Drosophilidae. Bases 51 to 254 code for a protein of 67 amino acids. The transcript is spliced from 3 exons. The record is from RefSeq and is a predicted model, not a curated record.
UACAUGAUCUUUAGAGUGUAGUUAAAGAGUUUCUAACAAGGUGCACCAUAAUGGUUGUGAGCAAAACAAUUAUAAUUUUUUGCUUUUUAAGUAUGUGGUGCAUAAAUGCUGAGGCAGAGGGUCUGGAAAUAUGGGAGGACACAGCAGAAAAUCUACUGAGAAGUUUGAAGAAUAAGCUAGAAGAACUCAAGGACUACGCGUAUACUGAAGAUUCACAACUCUCCAAGACAAGUAUAUUUGCUUUUAUUUACUAAUGGAUUACAAAAUGAUGUGAUGAUGAUCUACAUGUGUUUUCAGACACAGGUGGAAGUUAUCCGUCAUCCUGUCU